Molecule: messenger RNA, 2633 nt
Organism: Sinocyclocheilus grahami
Lineage: Eukaryota; Metazoa; Chordata; Actinopteri; Cypriniformes; Cyprinidae
Product: autophagy-related protein 13-like
Exons: 16
Coding region: 213-1709 (498 amino acids)
Biological process (GO): piecemeal microautophagy of the nucleus; mitophagy; autophagosome assembly
Cellular component (GO): Atg1/ULK1 kinase complex; phagophore assembly site; cytosol
Source: RefSeq, a predicted model, not a curated record
CUGACUUAGCCAAACAAGCAAAAUAAACAAAAAUGCGGCGCCUGUCACUGUGUGACGCUGUGGUGCUACGAUGUGAUUAAUUGAAAAUACUGGAUCGUUUAGGCUGUAUUUGAUCAUUUCACGCAAGCAGCCACGGUGUAUCGCACACUUAACUUCCUACUCUACGUGUUAACAGUUGAAUCUCCGCUCUGCGAUGAGCUGUGCAUGCGGCAAUGGAUAGUGAUCUGAGCCCACAGGACAAGAAAGACUUGGAUAAAUUCAUCAAAUUCUUUGCCUUGAAGACAGUGCAAGUUAUAGUUCAAGCCCGGCUUGGAGAGAAGAUCAACACUUGCUCCUCUUCAUCACCGACAGGUUCAGACUGGUUUAAUCUGGCAAUAAAAGACAUCCCAGAGGUGACUCAUGAAGCAAAAAAAGCUCUUGCUGGACAGCUGCCUGGCAUCGGCCGAUCCAUGUGUGUGGAGAUCUCCCUCAAAACCUCAGAGGGAGACUCCAUGGAGCUGGAGACGUGGUGUUUGGAAAUGAAUGAAAAGUGUGAUAAGGACAUUAAAGUGUCCUAUACAGUUUAUAAUCGGCUGUCUCUGCUGCUCAAGUCUUUGCUGGCCAUCACAAGGGUGACACCUGCUUACAAGCUUUCACGUAAACAAGGGCAUGAUUAUGUCAUACUCUACAGGAUCUAUUUUGGAGACGUCCAGCUGACAGGUCUCGGGGAAGGGUUCCAGACAGUGCGAGUGGGUAUUGUAGGCACUCCCAUAGGCACCAUCACUUUGUCCUGUGCAUAUCGCACUAAUUUGGCCCUCAUGUCUUCAAGGUAUGCAUUACAUCUUCCUGUAUGCAAGUGCUGGGCGAUAAACUGUUUUGAAUUACACAACCAGUAUGACUUUUUGACAUGUGUGUGUACAGUAAGUCAGGCACAUUUUAAGACACCUAAGCCGACUCUGAUGGCCACACUGAAGGUUCCCCUCAUGGGGCUUGGCAUCUCACAGCAACUGUACAGCUCUCGUCUGUCAUAUCAGACUCCUGCCCUGGGAACUGUGGAUUUGUGUCAUCCUACAGCUUGUACUGCUGCUGCACAUCCUCACCAGAUGGUUGUGCCCGGCAAAGAAGGUGGAGUCCCACAGGUGCCGGCUCAACCUACUCAUGGCACUGCAGCUGAGCAUGGUCGUAUCCCUUCAUGCCCCACUGGACAAUCCCCUCAGCCGGCACCGCCCACAUCCUGUAGUAGCGAGGUGAAGACUGUGUCCCCCUCUGAUGCUCUAGAGACCACCUUCACCAGGAAAGUUGGAGCUUUUGUCAACAAAGCCACCACUCAGGUGACAACAACCAGUUUGGAUCUUCCUUUUGCUGCAUUCGCUCCAAGAGCCUAUGACCUGCAGGAGAACGACCCAAUGGUGCACCCUCCUCCAUCCCCGGCUCCUUCAUCUCCUUUGCAAGGCAGCCUGCACUCAAACACCUCGAGCCACAGCGGGGGGCUGCCACAAGACGACUUUGUCAUGGUUGACUUUAAACCAGCAUUCUCUAAGGAUGACCUUCUGCCAAUGGAUCUGGGAACUUUCUAUAAAGAGUUUCAAAACCCUCCUCAACUUGCAAGCCUGUCCAUCGAUGUCAGCGUUCAGUCUAUGGCUGAGGAUUUGGAUUCUCUUCCAGAGAAACUGGCCAUUUAUGAGAAGAACAUUGACGAGUUUGACGCGUUUGUGGACACGCUACAAUAAAACAGAACAGAGAUUGCAUCCUUCUCAACUUCUUUACUCUUCUUGCUUCCUUCACUGAAGCAUCCCUCAUUGGAUGUCUACAUUAACCAUGUUUUGUGUCAGUUUUUCCUUGUGCAAUGAGCUAUGAAGAGAAUCAUCAUUCAAGAAAAAAGUGAACUGAGGUAUAAGGAGAGCAGCAUCUGUUACAGGAACAGAGCAACAUUUAAUUUCCAACCCUUGUAUUUAUUAAAAUAGCAGAACUGUGUAAGUAAAGCUCACUGUAAUGAAUGUGUAAACCUGUACCAGCCUUUAUUUUUGUUUUGCCCAUCACAACACCACAUGCAGUUCACUGACUAGUCACUGAAGCAGAUUUCUCUCAUUGUACUGCUGGCACCAUCUGAAUUCUCUUGCCAUUUUUAUUCAAGGGAAAAUGUGAAUUAUCUAAGAAAAUGUCCAGUUUUUACUUUAUAGGCUUAAACAGGAACGACACUACAAGUGAACACUGACAAUAGUGAAUUGUGAGUCUGUCUGCUUACCUGCUUCCUGUAAAUGCAUUUUACCAUGACUUUUCAUCUUUUUUUUUUUUUAAGUUAGGGACAGUUUACCAUUACUACUCGUCAGGUCUUUAAUCGGUGAGGAAUGCUUUUUUUUUAAGCUUAUGUUGGCAAGUCAUUAGGAGCUGGACCUUCUUUUAUUAUUUUAAGUGUCUUCUUUCUCUCCUCACUUUGUUAAUAUGGCAUGAAAAUGUUGUGUAAUAAACGGAUUUAUUUCAGACAGGCCUGUUUUUGUUUCCCCUACAUGCUGAACUGGUCUAAAACAUUGUGUCUUCUUUAGGCACACCUUGGACUUCACUAGCUAAUGAAUAUUCGUUAGCGCAGGCUUGGCUUAUGAAUAUUAAUUAGGGUGCGUUACUGGAAGGCUACCAAGCAACAUUUUAAAAUUCAU